UUCCGGCCGCCAACACCAGCAGCAUUUUUUCGCGGUAAAAUGAAAUGAAUAUCUGAUGUGUUGUUCUGUCAUCUAACGCGAAGGUAGUUUCUGUAACUAGUAUUUAGAAAUCAAAAUAUUAGAGAAUUAUCUCGUCAGCGUUGCUAUGAAAUGAGAGCAAAGCUACGUUAGCUACCAAGGUAUCAUCAAAACAUUGGACGUGUUAUCCCCUCCAUUACUACACAAUACAGAAACUAUACAGCAUAAAACAAUGGCACUAGUAACCGGAGAAAGUCUCAAAUCAGAGCUGGAUAUGUUCAACAUAGACUGCCAAGAUGACUCCGUCCUCGACAAGAUGGUGGAGCAGUGUAUGUGUAACAGGAUACAGGUAGAUCAGAUGGUGCUGGAGUGGGUGGCCUACAGCGCCACAAAUAAUGGACUACAUCUCACCACGGACACCCUGGAGCAUUUUGAACAUGAGGUGUUGAACAAGAAGAAUAAAUCCAAACAAAGCUUCAGAAAAGAAGAAACUCUUAACAGAACCAGAGACAUCCACUCUCUACAGGACUUAAUCAAAGCUGAGGAAGAGGAGGAGAAUCUACUGGACUCUUACUCUACUCCGGCUAAGGGCUCUCAGAAGCGAGCGCUGACCACUCCUGAACACCCUCAUUCAAAAAGAAGUACAGCUCUGCUGACCAGUCCGGGCCUGCUGCUGUCUCCUGCCAGCUUUUCUCCCAGUUCAACACCCUCACACAAGUACAGCCAGCGAGGAGCGAAAGGGGAGGUGGUGGUUUCAUUCGGGGCCGUGCAGGGCACCCGCUGGGCAGGCAGGAAGGAUUUAGGCGCCGACGUCCAGCUGGAGCUCCUGGAAGGGCCUGAAGACUCGCUCCGCAGCAGCUACAAGUACAUGUUUCAGAGGCUGCGCGAUGUUCGAAAUGUGCUGACGGAGAAGAUAGAGGAGCUCGGCGACGGCCUCAGGUCUCACUUCAACAUCGACGAGUUCUCCCCCGUCUCUCUGCCCGCUCAGGACAGUAUAACAGUGUUGGGUCAGGUUUGCUGUGACAGUAACGGCAAAUUGAACGCACAGUCGGUUCUGUUGGAGGCGGGACCGGAGCAAGGCGGUCAGCAAGUGCCUGUCGAUCUAUCAGAGCUUAAAGACUACUCCCUGUUUCCUGGUCAGGUGGUAGUGAUGGAGGGGAUGAACACAACGGGGAGAAAACUGAUGGCUUCCAAACUCUAUGAGGGGGUCCCUCUUCCUUUCUACACUUCUGAGGUGAAAAUGGAGACGGAUGAAGUUAUUGCAGAGCCCUUGAAUGUACUGGUGGCAUGCGGACCGUACACUCCCUCUGACAGCCUGACCUUUGACCCUCUGCUGGACCUAAUCAAUGUCAUUGUCAGGGAUCGUCCUGAUGUCUGCCUGCUGCUGGGCCCGUUCGUGGAUUCCAAACACGAACAAAUUGAGAAAGCUCAGGUGACCGAGAUGUUUGAGGCCAUUUUCUCAAGAUGUAUCGAAAGCAUUGUGGACGGGACCAAAAGUGUCGGCUGCCGCCUGGUGUUUGUGCCCUCCCAAAGAGACAUCCACCAUCAUUUCAUCUACCCACAGCCUCCCUUCACCCUGCCCAACCUCAGCAAGGACGAAGCCCAGCGUGUCACCUUGGUGCCCGACCCCUGCACCCUGCUGAUUGACGGUGUCACCUUUGGCCUGACGUCCACUGACAUCCUGUUCCACAUGGGCGCAGAGGAGAUCAGCUGCGGCACUGGAACGGACAGGUUUUCACGCAUACUGAAACACAUGCUGACCCAGAGGAGUUACUACCCGCUGUACCCGCCUGUGGAGGAGGUGAACAUGGAUUAUGAGAAGUUCCAGAUCUUCGGUCAGAUGCCGCUGACCCCCGACGUCCUCAUUAUUCCCUCCGAGCUGCGCUACUUUGUCAAGGAUGUGGUCGGAUGUGUAUGUGUCAAUCCUGGACGGCUGACCAAAGGCCAGGUGGGCGGGACCUACGGCAGGCUGAUCAUUCAGCGCAGCGCUACAUCGGACGACGGGAGGAGAGCGAGCCCCUGUUUGGCUGCUCAGGUGGUGAAAAUCUAAAAAGGGGAAGAAAAAAAAAAACUCUGAAUGCUCGUUGUCGCCACAAAUGAGCUGA
This is a messenger RNA of Cottoperca gobio, 2123 nucleotides long. It is a transcript of the gene pola2, whose product is annotated as polymerase (DNA directed), alpha 2. Gene Ontology annotation, cellular component: alpha DNA polymerase:primase complex. Lineage: Eukaryota; Metazoa; Chordata; Actinopteri; Perciformes; Bovichtidae. The record is from RefSeq and is a predicted model, not a curated record. Gene Ontology annotation, biological process: DNA replication; DNA replication initiation. Gene Ontology annotation, molecular function: DNA binding. The coding region runs from base 251 to 2068 and encodes 605 amino acids. The transcript is spliced from 18 exons.